Octopus bimaculoides (California two-spot octopus) is the source of this 1649-nucleotide messenger RNA. RefSeq lists its product as uncharacterized. NCBI's taxonomy places the organism in Eukaryota, Metazoa, Mollusca, Cephalopoda, Octopoda, Octopodidae. Gene Ontology annotation, molecular function: lyase activity. The record is from RefSeq and is a predicted model, not a curated record. Gene Ontology annotation, biological process: protein-phycocyanobilin linkage.
ACUUGUUCGGAAAGAAUUUCUUGUGAGUCUGCGACUACUUCUCAACCUUAAGCAGCAUAGCAAUGCCUCGAAGAACUGUUUAAAGUUGGAGACUCAUCCACCAAUGUACCUUUACGGUUUGUUAUUGUAAUUGUUGUUGUACCUGAGAGCAAGGAUUAUAUUCCAUCCACGUUUUUGCAUCGAAGUAUUCAAGAUGCACCAACAAUAAUGUACAUGAACGGGAACCACAUAUCUGCUAUGAAAUUGUUUUAACGGGCGCUAUCAUGAAACUUCCUUCAUAAAAUGAACAAUCGUUUCUUGCUGAUGUAAACAGUUAUGGCAAUGAUAGCAUGAAGUGUCAAAGUAGUCCAGGUAGAGAAAAAUGAUUUCGACAAUGAAUUAUAACAAAAAGAAUUUUGAUUAAAUGCUUAAAAUAUGCAUAUUUAAUUUCCCUGAAAUUGGUUUUGGAUGUCUGAGUGAUUUACAAAUAACACAUAUCUAUGGCCGAGUUCAAAAAGAUUAUAUGCUUCAUUCUUCUUAUGAUUACGCGAGUGGCGCUAGCGUCUUUAAGGCGUGAUUUGCGAAUUUUGGCUCGAAUACUUCCCGGAGAGUAUAGCAACCUAAAACAGUAUCACAAUGACGCUUAUUUGUCAAAUGCUGUACCCACACGAGAACGACAUAUCUUCUUUUGGUCACGCUAUACACCGAUUCAACUGCCAUCUUUGGACGAUGAUACUACAAACUUUUAUGUGGAACAUUUUAUGGACAAAUCAAUUAAACCAGCUCAGCAAAAGAUAUACAGUUUCCUCCAUGAUCCAGUUCAAAAUUCUAUCCGAAUGGAAGUUUAUAAAUUGGAAGAGAUUGGUGACAUCCGUAAUUCACGUGCAGCAAGAUUUCAGUUACACAACAUGACCAGUGCUGAACUCUAUUCCAACAGAGAAUGUGACAUGUUUUGGAGACGAUUAGGAAUGCGAACUUUUGCGGCUGCUACUGGACCGCAGUGUGUAGCAAAUAUGAAAGGAGAAAAGGAUAACGUUCUCAAUCUUGUUGGACGUCAGGUUCGAAUUCUUGUCUCAAUUGUAUUGACUCCAACAUACAUCAACACUCAGGAAGGAUGGUAUCGUGUGUCAGACGGCAGUAAAAUCACGGCGAUCGGAGUACCUUAUAAACUAAUGAAGAUAAAGAAGAUAAAACAAAAACUGCUCGCUCCGACACCUCGUGUCACGUCAUCUAGAGGCAGGAGGUCGAGAUUACGUUUUGGCAGAUCACGAAAAUUUCAGAAAGAUUCACCGAAGUUAGCUAAUCUGUAUAUAGGACCCUGGGAGUUACGUGAUUUGGUUAGUCUGGCAGGAGCUUUGAUGUCCGGCCAUAGUGUAAGGUAUACGGUGAAUCUUACCAAUUGUUUCCUGGUUUCUGGUACUACGGUGGACCGUCUAUCAUUCGGAGAUUACGUUGAUACAUUUGAAAUAUUUAAAGACAGUAAAAAGAAAGAGAUCAUACGGCUGGAAUUUUCUCACCACAAAUUAAUUCACAGUGAAACGGGAAUGGUCUACGACGCUGAGGUAGUGUCCGGUAAUAGCGAUAGCAGCAACAAUUGCAGCAGCGGCGGUGGCAAUACCAGCAGCGCACUGAGAAGUAGCGCCACCUACGAUGGCAAUAGCGACAGCUAA